CUUUCUGCUGACUGGAUCACACGACAGACAGGCUCUGAUCUGCCUAUUCGCUUCCAAAGACGCACAUCUAGCAACAUUACGAUCACGCCCCCCGCAAGCACACACUCGCGCACGCGCACACGCACACGCUCGACCCCGACCCCGACCUGCUUUAUUGUCCCCACCUUCUCAUCUCUUCGCUUUGCCCCAACCAACACCAACCACACCUGAUUCGAGAUCGGCAUCGGAUCGGGGCAAGUUUCGAUCACAUCACCCUACUUUUGCGAUUUUUCCACGUUGAUGCUUCUUGCACGAGCGAGCCAACGCUUCGCUCGAAUCCAGACGCGCACGCGCACCUCUUCGCAAGGCAUCGUCGUUAUCAGCAGCAGCAGUCGUAGAUCAUUCUACACGCUCAGACUUGCUCGCACGAAUCCCUUGCAGUCUGACUCCAUCCAGCCUACCACAUUCACCCAGACUGGCACUCGCAGCAGCGGAUCGCAGACGCGCAAAGAGCUUCAAAGCCUAUCCACCUCGAUCACUCCCUUCAAACUCUUGCGCACACACUCUACUCGAAGCGUUGUCACCAUGUCGACAUCCAGCAACACCGCUGCGCCAGUCGCCUCUCUGGCGGGCGGCGGCGAAGAGUUCUUCCGUCUGCCGACGCACACCAGACCUACCCACUACGACUUGACCAUCCUUUCCGAUCUGCAGUCCCUCCGAUUUAGCGGAUUGGUGACGAUUCAUCUGGACGUGAUCAAGGAGACGGAUCAGAUCGUGCUCAAUGCGGGAGAAGGUCUCAACGUCAACAAGGCCGCCGUACAGGCCGAUGCCCUCAAGACGGAGAACAAGAGCAUCGUCUCGCUCGAUGUCGACAAGAAACACGAACGCAUCACUGCAAAGCUGGCCACGACGCUGCCCAAAGGCAGCAAAGCCACCAUCUCGGUAGCUUUCGAGUCCGAGAUUGACGCGAGCAUGAUGGGCUACUAUCGCUCUACUUGGGAGCACGAGGGCAAAAAGGGCUUCUAUGCUCUCACUCAGUUCGAGGCCACUGCUGCCAGAAAGGCUUUCCCGUGCUUUGACGAGCCAGAGGCCAAGGCUACGUACAGCUUCACCAUGAUUCAUCGCAAGGACACCACAGCCCUCGCCAACAUGCCUGCAAUCAGCAACAAGCCAAUCAGCCGCUCGGAUGCCGACAAGCUCUUGCGCCUCACGGAGCUUGGCGUGCAAUCGGGAGUCACUGAAGCUGCCAAGACUCUCAAGACGGAAGUGGCAAACGCUGUCGGAGCCGGUGACGAGUGGGAGGUUACCAGUUACGACAAGCUUCCUUUGGUGUCUAGCUACCUUGUAGCCUUCGCUAAUGGACCUUUUCAGAGCCUCGAAUCCAGCUUCAAGAGCCCCAUCACGGGUCGCACUGUGCCCAUCAAAAUCUACACUACCGCAGAGUACAUUCAUCAGGCGCAAUUCGCUCUCGAUGUGACUGCUCGUGCUGUGCCCGUGUACGAAAAGAUCUUCAAGCAAGAGUACCCUCUGCCCAAGUUGGACACGCUCGUCGCCUCCGAUUUCGAUGCGGGAGCGAUGGAGAAUUGGGGACUGAUCACGGGUCGAACCAGCGUCUACCUGUACGACCCGCUGAAGAGCGGCCUGCAGGGCAUGAAGAGGACAGCUUCGGUGCAAUCGCACGAGAUUGCCCACCAGUGGUUCGGAAACAUUGUGACGCCCAAGUGGUGGGAUAAUUUGUGGCUCAACGAGGCGUUCGCAACGCUCAUGGGAGAAGUCAUCAUCCUCGACCGACUCUACCCAGAGUGGGACAGCGCGAGCGAAUUUAUUGGACUUCAUCUGGAGCGCGCUUUCGAACUCGAUGCCAAGCGCUCCAGCCAUCCCAUCGAGCUGCCGCUCAAGGGGGAGAAUGUGGAGGAUGCAAUCGCUCAGAUUUUCGAUGCUUGCUCUUACAGCAAAGGAGGAAGCGUGCUCAGGAUGCUCGCUGCGAUUGUUGGCGAAGACGUCUUUCUGAACGGGGUUGCCAUCUACCUUUCCAAGCAUCUGUACUCCAACGCCGAAACAAAGGACUUGUGGGCUGGAAUCAGCGAGUCUUCGGGACUGGACGUUGCUAGGAUCAUGAGCAACUGGAUCUUGAAGAUUGGCUAUCCCGUCAUUACGGUCGAAGAGAAGCAAGACAGCAUCGUUGUUCGUCAGAACAGGUUCUUGAGCACUGGCGAUGUCAAGCCGGAAGAGGAUGAGACGUUGUGGUACGUUCCCUUGCAGCUCAAGACGGUAUCCGCUUCCGGAGAGGCCAAAGUGGACCCUAGCGCUGUGUUGGAUCUGGAAAGGUCGAGGGAAAUUGCGCUCAAGGAUGUCAAGAACUCUACGUGGAAGCUCAACGCCGACACGAUUGGUGUUUAUCGCGUGGCUUAUGAGCCCGCGAGACUCGCAAAGCUGGGAGCCGAGGCUGCCAAGCCUAAUAGCGCUUUCAGUCUUCAGGAUCGUGUGGGGCUCGUCUCCGACGCUUUCACCCUGGCCAAAGCUACGGAUAGCAAGACUAGCGCAGCGCUCACCCUGGUCAAGGAGCUUCGAAACGAUCCGACGUACCUGGUGCAGAGCAUGAUCAGCACCAAUUUGGCUGCGCUCGCCUCGACUUGGUACGAGCAGCCGGAGGCGGUCAGGUCUGCAAUCGACCACUUCAGAGCCGAGGUGUUUGGCGGCACGGUGCAAAAGUUGGGCUUCGAGUUUCCAGAGGGCGAGUCUCCGGAUACGAAGCAGCUGCGCGCUACUGCCAUUGCGGCAGCUGCUGCGGGUGGUGAUGAGCACACGCUGAAAGAGCUGCGGACCAGGUUUGCAGCUUGGCAAACGACGCAAGACGAGAGCGGUAUUCAUCCCGACAUCCUCAGGACGGUAUAUGCCACGGCUGUCAAGCAUGGAGGAGAGGCAGAGUACGAAUCGGUGCUUGGCGUGUGGAGGAAACCUCCUACGCCGACGCACAAGAUUGCUGCUCACUUGGCCCUGUGCGCUACGAGGGAGGAAAAGUUGAUCCAGCGAACAUUGACGCUAACGCUGGAAGAGGUCAAGACGCAAGACUUCAUGUACACUUCUGCCGGACUCGGAGCCAACUUGUCUCCGCAGGCUAGAAAGGCGCUUUGGAACUGGAUCAAGCAGAAUUGGGACAAGCUGAAUACAAGGUUUGCGGGAAACAACUUUAGCUUUGGAAAUAUCGUCAAGUAUGCUUUGUCCAACUUGGCGGAUAAAGAGGCUAUACAGGACGCUGAGAGCUUCUUUGAAGGUAAACAGAUUAGCAAGAUCUCCAUGGCUUUGGCUCAAAGCUUGGACUCUAUCAGGACCAACGUCAGAUGGCUCGACUCGGACAAGCAGGACGUCGAGCAGUGGCUCAAAUCCAAUGGUUACCUCAAGUAGAGGGCGCAGAGGAGCGCACAAGGAGAGCGAGGAUGCCGAUUCUUUGCGCGGGUCAUACCUUUUUUGGGGGCGCAUCCAAAGAGGUACAAGUUUAACAAAUCAAAUUGAUGUCUUGACGUGACGAAUGCUGAUGCGGUUUGAAAGGCGUGGGUC
Messenger RNA from Ceraceosorus guamensis, 3537 nucleotides. RefSeq names its product putative AAP1-alanine/arginine aminopeptidase. Gene Ontology annotation, biological process: proteolysis; peptide catabolic process. The record is from RefSeq and is a predicted model, not a curated record. Gene Ontology annotation, molecular function: zinc ion binding; peptide binding; metalloaminopeptidase activity. NCBI's taxonomy places the organism in Eukaryota, Fungi, Basidiomycota, Exobasidiomycetes, Ceraceosorales, Ceraceosoraceae. The transcript is spliced from 6 exons. Bases 280 to 3384 code for a protein of 1034 amino acids. Gene Ontology annotation, cellular component: cytoplasm.